Molecule: messenger RNA, 2435 nt
Organism: Misgurnus anguillicaudatus (oriental weatherfish)
Lineage: Eukaryota; Metazoa; Chordata; Actinopteri; Cypriniformes; Cobitidae
Source: RefSeq, a predicted model, not a curated record
UGGGCGGGGUCUCGAUGUACAAUGACGCUCGGCCCUUGACAAAGAGAAUCAGCGCUUGAUCUGUCGGUGUAGCGCGAGCCGCCAUUUCAAAGCCCUUUAAAUCUUAAUGAUUUUAUAGACAGAUGAUUGUUUGACAGAAUAAAGCGAAUAACGCAAAAUAAUUUUAGGGCUCGUUGUUUAGAAGAGCUCUCGAUUUCUGAAGGUUUUAAAAAUGACUGCUGAACCCGAGCAAGUGAAGGAGACGACAGAAGUGAUGGAGACUACCGAUACAUCUGCACAGGAGGAUCCUGUACCUGAAAGCAAAACCAGGGCACAUGGAUUAAAGGUUCGUGGCAGAGGUGGGCGAAUGGGAGGGCGUGGCGGUCGAGGAAUGAUGAUGAAAGGGUUCAGACCGCUGGGUCAUGCCAGAGGCAGAGGGCGUGAUGGCUUUACAAAUGGAUUUGGACCCAUGAGGCGGGGCAUGGGUAGAACGUGGCCGUAUCCGGACAUGAGGGGUCGAAGAGGAGGUCCUAUGAGAAUGAAUUUGGGGCCACCGCCGCCUCCUUUGCCGCCCCCAUCCAUGCACAUGAGAGGACCCCCACCUCCAAUGCACAGGCAUUGCCCACCGCCGCCUCCACCACCAGGACACCCGGGAUUUAGAGGGCGGCCCCCACACCCGAGAGGGCGUAGCAUGAUGCCACCCGGCCCUCCUCGAUUUUUUCAUCCCAGAGGGGGUUAGACACCCUUUUGGAGGGCAGCUGGACAUGCAGGAGGCAGGACGUUCCGGUCUGUGUCUCCUCACCUGCUCGCCUCGCUGAUGUGAUGCACCUCAUCCUCUCCUAACCAAGGUGAGUUUCUCUGUCUUUAUUAAAAUCCCAUUCACUCUCUGGAUUGAGAGGAGAUACCUAUCGGUCAGUCUCAGUUUAAACGUGAAAGAUCAUUGAGACAUAAAGAGGAGUUAUUUGCUGUCACACUAAAGAAACCUGCUGCAGAGCUUAUUACAAAGUUGUGUACCUUCCUCAGUUAGAUCAUUACAGGCUGUCAGUGGUUUGUCUAGUAUUUAUACAUGAAUGAGACAUUUAGGAGGUACUUAUUGAAAUAAAUAUUUAAGUUUCCUGAAGCACCUUCAGCGAUAUCUAGAGCUUCUCCAGAGGUUUCUGCCAGUGUGACAUCUAAGGAACAAAAAACUGCAGUGAAUUUAGCAGAUUUGAAGCAAAAUGUGAGUCUAUUUUUAUAGUGGGAUUAUUUAUGAAAGUAUAUUUCUGUAUAGGUAAACUAUAGAUGCUGAAUAACAAAAGAAAAAAAGACGAUUUUAUUGCUCCCACAUUAGUGGCAGGGUUCCCACGGGUUCUUGAAAUCCUUGAAAGUUUGUGAAACUGGGGGGGGGGGGGUCAUGGCAAGUUGGUGAAUUUUUUGAAAAUAUACAUACAAAGAUACAGGUCAUUGAAAGUGCUUGAAUCUAAUUUUAUGCAAGAAGUUUUCUGGGGGAAAAAAUCCAUAUUAUUCCCUGUGUAGUGUAGGAUAAUAUCAUAAAAAUUCUAGACUUUUUAAACACACGUGCUAACUGUUCGCUUUAAAUGUUUAUAUCUUCUGUAUGCAAAUGUUGAUUCAUACCAAAAUGCUUUUUUGCAUAGUUGUGUUUGACACAUGAAAAUGUCUCGGGUUACGUAUGUAACUGUUGUUCCCUGAGAAGGGAACGAGACGCUGCGUCUCCCUUGCCACAAUACUUCCUGCGUCCCUGUAACGCCGUCUUUGGCAAUAUUUCAGAUAGCGAUAUACUUCCUGGCUCCUGCGUCACCCUGUCUUUGUCGUUAAGCCUCACCAUUGGUUGAAUUUGAUAUACACAUUCAGACGCACUUAUCCCUAGAGGCGUCUCCAAAGUGUCACCGCAGUGACACAGCGCUAGUUCCCUCGAUAGGGAACGGUAACAAUGUAUCUUAAAAGGUAACACGAUGUAACCUUGCUCUCACUUGAAAUGUGUCCCCCCCAUUUAGUCUUUGAGGGUAUUGGACCUGGAAAGUCCUUGAAUUUGGAGAUAACUAAGGUGUGGGAACCCUGUAGUGAGAGAUGUUCUCAUACUGUAACUGUUGAAUUCAUAUUUGAUUCAAAAGCUCAUAUCGUAGUUACCAAGAUGUAACCUUCGUAGUCUUCCAGGAUUGUAAAUGGAUGCUUUGCAGUUACAUUUUUAUGAUGUGUGUUUGUGAGAGAGUGAGCAGUGAGUUGAGUUUAGAGGAAUGAGUCAUUUUACUGAUGCUGCAGGACUGCGCAGACUCAAAGUGAACCGCAGGAGCAGAUUCCUCGAGGUGAAGACAGCACGUAAGUAAAACAGCAGCUGUUUAUGUCUAUUAAAGGAAAGACUCGGGGCACACAGGUAUUCUUGUUUUUCUGUAACUGAUUUAUUUCAUAUAAUUGAUCACAACCCCAUUAGUGCUCCAAUAAAGUUCAUUUCCUACCAA